UAGGCAUAGAGUGUUGUGGUUUAGCCUAUCUGUGAUUUCCCCCAACCUACCUAUGAGUAGGCCUAGGCUACAAGUGAAGGGCACUUGAGUAAAAGGACGAGUUUUAAGUUGGGCAGACCAUGUUUUAGACUGCUAAUAACUGUGUUACUUCUUGCAAUGUGUUGAUGGCAUGGUGAUUGUCAACUGUAAUUAUUACUAAUCUAGUAGAAACGCUAUUUCGAGUUGGAUCACUAUUUAAUAAAAAUGAUCAGAUGAAUGAUUACCUUCCUGUCGCUGAAUGUCACCUAUGCAUUCUCUUACAAUCAUAAUUUAUAGUCUGGGAAAAACCUGAUUGACAGAAAAUGGCAAUCAGUUCUACGAGAAAGAAGCCCCCUCCUCCGCUGGAUAAGCAAUGGGCGUGGAUGAUUGUUUUGGGUGUGUUUAUCUAUGCCUUCUUCAUGGUUGGACUGGCCAAAUCCUAUGGCCUGCUUUUGUUGGCAUUCCAGCAAAAAUUUGAAGUAUCCACAGCUGUAGCCUUGCUGCCCAUGAGUGUGUCUGCUUUUGUGUAUGCUUUUGGUGCUCCAACUGCUUUAAUCAUUGGUGAAAGAAUCACACCACAGAGAGUAAUUAUCUUUGGAGCAGUAGUUGGUCUUAUUGGGUUGGCACUUAGCAGUCUGCUCGUCAGCAUGCCUUACGUCAUAGUUAUGUAUGGAGUUAGUGUUGGAAUCGGCAACUCCAGUUUCUAUGGAAACGGCCUUGUCAUGCUGGGAAAGUACUUCAGGAAAUUCCGGACCCUGGCUACAGGCAUGGGUCUGGCAGGGGCCAGUAUUGGUCAGUUCCUGAUGCCCCUGAUCAUUGACCACCUCCUGGAGUCCUACGGCCUGGGUGGCACCUUGCUGAUCAUCUCCGCCUUGUACUUCCACGCUGCCAUCUCUGGGUUUCUGUUUCGACCCAUUGAAAGCUACGGGCCUGAGGAGGUGGUCAAAGCUGAAGUAAAGCAGCCUCAAGCCAAUGGUGAGGGGCAACUAGCCAAAACAAACAAGGAGUUCAACUCAGCUGACAAAGAUGACGGGAUAGCGAGACCACUUCUAAAUAACGGACCAAAUGGUACCUUACACUCAACAGACCAAAAUAACAUUGAAGAAAUUAGCAACAAAAAUGACGCCGAUGCUGAUAAACGUUAUGAUGAAAACAGAAGUGACCAAUGGGAUGAUUCCGUUGAUGACCAGUUCUACAUCCAGCGCAGGGCCAUGCUAACCAGUACAGGCAGCGUCUACCUUGUGUCCCCCUCCGUUCAGGAUGUCUCCAACAUUGACGAGAAGGCGCACAAAGUGGACAUCGCAAAAUCCAAAUCACUGACUGGCUGGCGCCGCGUCAUUGAUUUCACCGUCUUGAAAAGCUACAUCACCUUGUUUUUUACCCUAGCGUCUUUUCUCUGUUUCUUCGGAUAUUUUAAUUUCAUCCUGCUGCUGCCUCCGAUAUGUCAAAAAAAGGGCUUCCGCGGGUUUGAAAAUGCAGCUUUAAUAUCCGCCUGCGGAGUUGGUGAUCUCAUAGCCAGGAUAAGCACUGGGAUAUUUGCGGACCUAAAUCUGGUGGCGAGGUACAAGAUCAAAUCCUUCGCCUGCCUACUCUGCGGUGUGAAUAUAUUUGUUAUACUGUUUGCUGAUACGUUUUACUGGUUGGCGUUUCAUUCGUUCAUGUACGGAUUAGUUGGAGGAAGCUACGUCUGCUUGAUGUCUGUGGUGCUUGUGGAUUUUGUGGGCGUGGCGCUCAUGGCGAAAAAUUUGGCUGUUGUGUUGCUGAUUCAAGGGAUAGGAGCUUCACUUGGUCAAAUUUUCCUCGGUUGGGUCACCGACACAACUGGAUCAUUCACAGCCGUGAUCCUCAUAUGUUCUGCCAGUCUGGUGCUGGGGGCUCUGCUGCUGCUCAUGUACCCUCUGGUCAGGCGCUGUGAGGAUUCUAGACUGGACAGGUUGAGGAAGAAACAUGAGCAAGAUUACAUGACUCCUGCAUGAUACUUGUUGUGUAUUUUUUUGAGUUAUAUCCCUUUGUUAAUGAAUCAAGUGAAUUGAAGUUUUAGUUUUUAAUAUAAUUACCCUGAUGUUAGAUGUGAUUUAUAUAUAUAUAUAUAUAAAUUGGUCACAUAUUAUGUGUAUAUUCAGUUGUUUUUCAGAAGUUUUAUUGCUUUAUUACUUAGGCAUUGCAAUGUUUAAUUGUUUAUUGUUGUUUAGAAGUACUUUAAUGUUCAUGUUAUGUUGUAUUUAAAUGAAGGUUCAGCCAAAUUGCAUGUUUUUACCGCAAUUUCCAUACGGACAAUUGCGAUUAUUAACUCCUCAUUUCUGGAUGGAUGUGUGUCCCCAGCUUUAAGUCGUAUCUCCUCCUCAACGAAGCAAUAUCGAGGACUAGUUCCAAA
Molecule: messenger RNA, 2392 nt
Organism: Physella acuta
Lineage: Eukaryota; Metazoa; Mollusca; Gastropoda; Physidae
Product: monocarboxylate transporter 5-like
Biological process (GO): transmembrane transport
Molecular function (GO): monocarboxylic acid transmembrane transporter activity
Source: RefSeq, a predicted model, not a curated record